This is a messenger RNA of Eupeodes corollae, 902 nucleotides long. Its product is annotated as adult cuticle protein 1-like. The transcript has 2 exons. The record is from RefSeq and is a predicted model, not a curated record. The coding region runs from base 152 to 580 and encodes 142 amino acids. Lineage: Eukaryota; Metazoa; Arthropoda; Insecta; Diptera; Syrphidae.
UAGAUAUAGUGAAAGGGUAAUAGACUUUUUGGUAUAAAAGUUGGAAUAAUUUCGUUAGCUUAAUCAGAAUAAACUCAAAGCGUUCAUUGAACAGCUGUGAUCUCUUUUUCUCCUUUUUUUUGCAAACUAAACCCUCCAACCACAAAUCAACAUGAAGUUCGCCAUCUCUGCCGUAGUCAUGUUGGCUCUUGCCAUGGGUGUCCAAUCCUCAAUCUAUGGUGGUCUCCAUGGUCUUGGUUUGGGACUCGGACAUGGUCUGGGACUUGGACACGGUCUGGGACUGGGACAUGGAUACGUUGCAACCGUUGCGCAUCCAGGACCUCUGCUAGCCCAAGGACCUGCUUUGUUGGGUGCUCAUGGUUUGGGUCUCGGUCUUCCCGCUGCGCAUAUUCCCGCCGCUGUUGCCAUUGCCCCAGCACAUGCCGCCAUUGCCCCAGCGCAUGCUGCCAUCGCUCCAAUCCCACUCCAUGGUGCCACCUAUGUGGCUAAGACCCGUGGUGCUGUGCAUACAGCUCCAUUGCCAGGACAUAUCAAUUCGGCAGCUUCAGUCAAUGUUGCUCCAGCUCCAGGAACCUGGUAAUCUGAUUGACAGCAGUCGACCAACAAGAAGAAAAGACACCACCGCCCACCUCUUAUCAUGAUAAGAAAAUACUCAUUGUCACUCUCCUCCCAUUUCGUCAACGUUCUCUCCUCUCGUUUAUAAACUAAAGACACCACAUGCCUUAAUUUUAUCUAUUUAUGUAUAUUUUUUUUAAUUUGUUUAUAUUUUCAUCACAAUCUCAAGUACCUUUAUACAUUUUGUGACUCUUUUGUUCUUUUAGACUCAACUUUUCACCUCUUAUUAGUAUUUUUUCAUUUCAUGUUUAGUUUUGCAACAAUUAUAAGAUUGAAUCAAAUGUAAA